Messenger RNA from Cylicocyclus nassatus, 1611 nucleotides. The record is from the annotation of a GenBank genome assembly. Lineage: Eukaryota; Metazoa; Nematoda; Chromadorea; Rhabditida; Strongylidae.
AUGUUUAAGACUGACACGCCGACGAGGACCUCUCAGUUCUACACAACGCUACAACCGAUGAAACCAAGAAAUUCUUGUGUCGUAAAAAGGCGCGCACCAGUGGAAGCACCUGAAGACGAACUGGAGCUUGAAGAAUCCUUUAGCUAUGGCAAAACACGGGAUCGGAGAGAACUGCGUGAAGACGCCGAGGUUGCAGCGUCAUCAGAACCUAGCACUCUAUAUGAGUGUGUUUCAAAAGGAGUUUUGAACAUGGGCAAGGCCGCUGCCCUUAUCUGUCGAUUACGAGGAGAAAAGAAGUUCAAUAAUGCUGCUUAUGAGGAAUUUCUAUACUCGGACACGGCCUACCGAAGCAAACCAAGUUUCGAGGAUUUGGAUGCAGACCAAGAAAAUUGGUGGCGCUACAAUCCGAUAGCACUGCGACUGCUGGGAGAAAUCAAUCGCGCAACGAAUUUGAGGCUUGCAAGGACAACAAGCUACACGGACAAGGGUCAAAUAAACUUUGCGACAGCAACCGUUUCCGUGGACCUGAACAACUGCUCCGAUGUAUGGUCGAUAGAAGAGUCUCCGCCUUUCAAACGCACCAUGGUAAAGGCUGUGGCUGCUAAGUGGCACCCCAGAAGGAAGGAUAUAAAUUUUCAAAAACUGUCGUCUCUCUUCAGAUUUUUGCUAGAAAGGAUCACCGAUCCACCAGAAGCUAUACAAAGUUUUUCGAUGCGAAUGAAUCGCCGAAGUGGACGCAAUGAAAAUCUGAAGAAUCUGCCGGAGCACAUAGAGGAAACAUUGAUAGGAUUUGGCCUUGACUUGCUAGGAUUUGGGAGGAAAGAGAUCCUGGACGAAACGACUAACGUCCAGGAUAGCGCCUUCUACACAAACCUCGGCUCCAGUGAACCUGAAAGACGAGAAGCGCUUGAAAAGUUACGAUGCCAGAGAAGGGAAUGGGGCGCUUACGUGUUCACGGCUCUGCAAAAAUCGCUUCGCGACGUACGUUCACACACCUUCGAUGCUACUCGUGGAUGGAUCCCCUCAACCAGACAGGCGAAGAAAUCAAUGGCGGAGAGUGAUUACGUCCCCUGCACACAGUCCCCGUCCCCUGAACUUUGAUCGCAUUUAGAAUUCCAUCUCCUUGGGGAAGGUAGAAUAGAUAUGAUCUUUUGGUUUGAGAUACUCAGCUACGGUGUUUUUUUUUUCGAUUAUGAUAUUUUCCAUUCAUUUCUCGCUUUUGCUGAAAGGAUGUGUUUUUUUAUUUACCAUGUUGUCUUGAUUGAAUUUUCCUUUAUCAUCUUUACUCAUUCGUUCUGAUCAUUUUGUUCGUCCUUAUUGAGACCUUCGAGGUCUUUUUGAGUCUGUUAGGUUGGCUCCAGGCUAGCCGACCGUCCUGCUUCAGCAGCAUGUGGCGCAGUUAUUGUGAACAUUACACCCUUCGUCCAACUUGACACCAAAUGACAUAACUGCGCGGCGUCCUGCUGGAGCAGGAAGUCGGCUAGUUUGGCACUUAUCUUCACUCUAAUCUCUCUGAUUCUGUGCUGGUAGCUGAAGUGCCUUAUUAUGAUGUAAUGCUGUGCCUUGUUAUGAUGUUGCCAUGUGGCAUAUGUAUGCGUUGAUCUAUACAUG